This is a messenger RNA of Coregonus clupeaformis (lake whitefish), 406 nucleotides long. RefSeq names its product rho GTPase-activating protein 12-like. Bases 23 to 406 code for a protein of 127 amino acids. Gene Ontology annotation, molecular function: protein binding. The transcript is spliced from 4 exons. The record is from RefSeq and is a predicted model, not a curated record. NCBI's taxonomy places the organism in Eukaryota, Metazoa, Chordata, Actinopteri, Salmoniformes, Salmonidae.
CCCGGCGGGCUGGAAGCGCUCCAUGGAUGCAGAUGGGAAGACCGUAUUCAUCAGCGAACGCACACAGGAGCAGUGGUUCAAGUCUGUGGAUCAAAAAGGAAAGACGUACUACUACCUGAGAGACGGCUCCAGAUCCCAGUGGAACCUUCCAGCAGAGCUCCCGGUUGCACCCAGUCUGCCCAAGGUGGGGAAUGGAGUGGACCAGGACAGCCUGCCGGUUCUGAAGAACUGGAGACAUACCAUGGGCCCAGCUCAGUUUGGCCCCUCCCAAGAAGACAACAGGUUCUUUCCAACACAUAGGAGAAACGUUCCCGACGCCACCAGUGAAGCAUCCAGCCUCAGCAACUCCCCCGAGACGCCACACCAUGGAAGUACAGUAAGAACGCACGACACGAUAAGGUUUUGA